This is a messenger RNA of Trichophyton rubrum CBS 118892, 927 nucleotides long. RefSeq lists its product as uncharacterized. Gene Ontology annotation, molecular function: glucan endo-1,3-beta-D-glucosidase activity; 1,3-beta-glucanosyltransferase activity. Lineage: Eukaryota; Fungi; Ascomycota; Eurotiomycetes; Onygenales; Arthrodermataceae. Gene Ontology annotation, biological process: cell wall organization; carbohydrate metabolic process. Bases 1 to 927 code for a protein of 308 amino acids. Gene Ontology annotation, cellular component: cell surface; extracellular region; fungal-type cell wall. The record is from RefSeq and is a predicted model, not a curated record. The transcript is spliced from 4 exons.
AUGCGUUUCUCGACUGCCCUCUCGCUGGCUCUGGCGGCCAGCCCGGCUGCCGUCCUCGCUGCCGGCAACCUGGGGUUCUCUCUAGGCGUGAAGAAGCCCGAUGGUACAUGCAAGGGACAGACCGACUUUGAGCAGGACUUUGACACCCUCAAGGCUUACGGCCGCACCGUCAGGACAUACGCGGCUGCUGACUGCGGCAACACUGCUUUCAUUCUCCCAGCGGCUAAGGCAAAGGGCUUCAAGGUGGUUCUCGGUAUCUGGCCUGAUGUUGAGGAGUCUUACAAAGCUGAUGUAGAAGCACUGAAGAAGGCUGUCCCAGGCAACGAAGAUAUCAUUGCUGCCAUCACCGUUGGCUCUGAGACGCUUUACCGCGGCAACUUCACUGGUCCAGAGCUACUUAAGAAGAUCAAGGAUGUCAAGGAUAUGUUCCCCAAAAUCAAGGUCGGCACUGCAGAUAGCUGGAACAAGUACGCCGACGGUACUGCUGAUGCCCUGAUCCAGGGUGGCGUUGAGUUCUUGUUGGUCAACGCAUUCGCUUUCUGGCAGGGCAAGCCCAUCGAUCAGGCCCCCAAAACCCUCUUCGACGACCUGGUCGGGGCUGCUAAGCAUAUUGCCGACAAAGCCCCCAAGGGCUCGAGUCCCUACGUUGCCAUCGGUGAAACUGGCUGGCCUACCGACGGCGGUACCGACUACGGCGCGGCAAAGGCUGGCACCAAGAACGCCGAGAAAUUCUACCAGCAGGGUGUCUGCGCCAUGCUCGCCUGGGGUGUAGACGUCUUCUACUUCGAGGCCUUCGACGAGCCAUGGAAGCCCAAGAGCAUCGGUGACAACGGCAAUGCCGCUGACGAGACCCACUGGGGCAUGUACACUGCUGACCGCAAGUCCAAGUUUAACGCCGACUGCAAGGUCAAUAAGAAGAAGGACUAG